Nothobranchius furzeri (turquoise killifish) is the source of this 560-nucleotide messenger RNA. RefSeq names its product retinol binding protein 2a, cellular (gene rbp2a). Gene Ontology annotation, molecular function: fatty acid binding. Gene Ontology annotation, cellular component: cytosol; nucleus. NCBI's taxonomy places the organism in Eukaryota, Metazoa, Chordata, Actinopteri, Cyprinodontiformes, Nothobranchiidae. The record is from RefSeq and is a predicted model, not a curated record. Gene Ontology annotation, biological process: fatty acid transport.
UAUAUAUAUGAAGGGUUGGGCCUUGAGCGCUCUCCUUUCCUCAGAAAACAUCCGAGCCGCUGCCUCCUCUCACACUCUGGAGAAAAUGCCUGCAGACUACAACGGACGCUGGGAGAUGGUCAGCAAUGAGAAUUUUGAGGAAGUCAUGAAGGCGCUUGACAUUGAUUUUGCCACCAGAAAGAUAGCUUCCCACCUGCAUCAGACCAAAGUCAUCGUCCAGAAUGGAGACACAUUCGAGACGAAGACUCUGAGCACCUUUAGGAACUACGAAGUCAACUUCACUGUGGGUGUGGAGUUUGAGGAACACACGAAGGGCCUUGACAACCGGAAAGUUAUGACACUGGUCACCUGGGAUGGGGACAAGCUGGUGUGCAUCCAGAAGGGGGAGAAAGAAAACCGUGGCUGGAAACAAUGGCUCGAGGGAGACCUGCUGCACCUGGAAAUCACAGUUGCUGGCAAACUCUGUCAUCAAGUCUUUAAGAAGGUGCAAUAAGAGGAGAGGCGUCGUUCUGCUGCUUUUAAAUAUGGGAAACUGAAAUAAAAUGAUUUAAUACAACCUA